AAACAGGACAGCUCAUACUCCUCUCCUAAAGGGAAUUGCUUCCAUGUUCUCUCCUUCAUCGGUCUAGGGUUUUGAACUUGAACAGAAAUAUUGAACAUGCAACUUACUCUUGAAUUCGGUGGGGGGCUAGAGCUUCUGUGUAAUUCAGUGAAGAUUCACAAUGUCAACGUUGAAUCCAAAAAUGGAGCAGAAAAGUUAACCAUGAAAGAUUUACUCGCCUGGGUACGCACCAAUUUGAUCAAGGAGAGGCCAGAAAUGUUCAUGAAAGGGGAUUCUGUGAGACCUGGCGUUCUGGUUCUUGUGAAUGAUUGUGAUUGGGAGCUUAGCGGCCAGCUUGAAACCACACUGGAAGAGAAGGAUGUGAUCGUUUUUAUUUCAACCUUGCACGGUGGAUAGUUUAGUCGAUUGCUGCAGCUUUCAAAUUAUAAGCAAUUGUAGCUUGGUUUGUCAAUUUCUUUACUAAAAGAGGUUAUGAAAGCGUGUAUUAAGGCAUACAGGAAUGGUUUGAGAUUUUUGGUGGUUCUCAUGAACUUUUCCUUUUUCCUCAUCAGCAUCAUGAAUAUAUGCUUGAUUUCCAUCUGUUGUA
Messenger RNA from Jatropha curcas, 586 nucleotides. Its product is annotated as ubiquitin-related modifier 1 homolog 2. Gene Ontology annotation, biological process: tRNA thio-modification. The record is from RefSeq and is a predicted model, not a curated record. NCBI's taxonomy places the organism in Eukaryota, Viridiplantae, Streptophyta, Magnoliopsida, Malpighiales, Euphorbiaceae. Gene Ontology annotation, cellular component: cytoplasm.